AUGGGUCCUCGAGUCAAAAGGCGCCGCCUAACGGACCCAGAAGAUCUCAGUGACGAUAUUUGCCAGCCUGCCUCUCGUCUGGAAAAAGACAGCUGGAAUGGAUUCUGCGAAAUUGAAUCAGAACCGGCAUUGUUUAAUGUCAUGCUACGUGAGUUUGGUGUCAAGGGCGUAAAGAUCCAAGAAGUCGUUUCUCUCGAUGAAGAAAUGAUGGCGUUUCUCAAUACUCCUGUUUACGGCUUGAUUUUUCUCUUCCGCUGGCGUGAGGAUAACGAUGGAAAGCAAGAAGCGACUUGCCCUGAUGGACUGUGGUUCGCAAAUCAAACUGCCAACAAUGCUUGCGCCAGUGUAGCACUACUAAAUAUUGUCAACAAUAUCCCAGAUAUUGAUCUAGGAGAGAAUCUGCGAUCCUUCAAGGAGUUCACCAUGCCUUUCACCCCAGCUUUGCGUGGGGAUGCAAUCAACAACUUUGAGUUUGUCAAAAGGAUACACAACUCAUACGCACGAAAAAUGGACAUUCUCAAUUCAGAUCUACAGCUCAAGACCGAAGCUACUACUAGAAAAAAAGGGUCCAAGGGCCAGGCCGUUGAAGAAUCUGAUGCCACCUUCCAUUUCAUUGCAUUUAUGCCUGUGAUGGGCCAGCUGUGGAAAUUUGAUGGCCUGGAGAGACAGCCACGAGCACUUGGGGAAUGUUCUGAAGAUGACUGGCUGGAACUGGUUAAGCCCAAUCUCCUGGACCGAAUGGCUGCAUAUGAACAAGAAGAAAUUGAAUUCUCAAUUUUAGGACUCGUGCGCGAUCCUCUACCUGAUCUCAUCAAUGACUUGGCUUGCAACGUGAGGACCUUAGAAAUUCUCAACCAGCGUGCCGCAUCCCUAUGUUCAUCAGAUACACUCAUUUUGGACGAAACUGUCCUUGGCCCUGAACUUUCAGUAUCUUUAACACGGGAAGAUAUCGAUGCGGCGAUGAUCCCCCCGGAAACCCUCAAUGAUUAUCAGACGUGCUCGGAUGAGAAACUGCAAGAGUAUCAGCAGACUAUAGCCAAGAGUCAGCAAGAACUCCGUGCACGAAUCCGUGAAGAGCAGCAAUCCCACCGGUCGGAUGACGAGUACGCGGCUGGACGGCGAUUUGACUAUGGGCCUGCCGUGCGAACGUGGCUUCGACGCUUGGCACAGAAACAAGAGUUGCAGCAGCUGUCCGCCCUCGUGGCCUACUGA
Messenger RNA from Penicillium griseofulvum, 1212 nucleotides. Its product is annotated as ubiquitin C-terminal hydrolase 37. Gene Ontology annotation, molecular function: cysteine-type deubiquitinase activity. Gene Ontology annotation, cellular component: cytoplasm. Gene Ontology annotation, biological process: ubiquitin-dependent protein catabolic process; protein deubiquitination. The transcript has 6 exons. The record is from RefSeq and is a predicted model, not a curated record. NCBI's taxonomy places the organism in Eukaryota, Fungi, Ascomycota, Eurotiomycetes, Eurotiales, Aspergillaceae. The coding region runs from base 1 to 1212 and encodes 403 amino acids.